GUCGCUGCCCACAGCCAGAGCGUUCGUUCUGCAGCUCACUCGUCUGACAUCUGUCAAUUUCAGGAUCUCAAGCUACUCUAAUCGCGAAGCAGACGACUCCCUGUCCCACUUGUCACCACCAUAAUGGCGUCUGAAUCGCUCGGGGAAGGAACGUCCUCAAAGGCAUACAAAACAUAUCCCAACAAACGAUACGCGGAGUCUGGGUCUGUCGCAAUUCGUUCCGGUGUCGAGCUUGGUCAAGAUGAAGAGAUGGAUGACCUCCCGACCAACGCAAUAGACGGGGAUCUUGAAGUGGAUGUUGCCGAACUCAGCCUCGGCCAGCGCCUGACGGCGCUCUCGGGCGAUGCGAGGCCAACAACCUCCUCGGACAGCGACGAUGCUGCAACCCCAAAAUCCAAAAAGGCGCGGAAAUCCGGCGCUGCAGACAACGGCAGCGUCCCGGCCAACUCUCUCACGCGGACGCUGAUCCAGGCACUGCACUCGUCGGACACAAGACUGCUAGAGACAUGCCUAGCGCAUUCAGACCAGAACCUGAUUCGGAACACUGUCCGCCGACUUCCUCCCCAGCUAGCGGUCCCCUUAAUAACAGCGUGCGUGGAGCGGCUGGGACGCGGUGCGCGUGCCACGAACAUGAAGGGAGGGGGCGGUGGGGCCAGUUCUCAAAGAGGCACGACGCUCAUAUUAUGGAUCAAGUCCGCCUUGGCGGUGCACAGCGGUCAUCUGAUGACA
Mycena citricolor is the source of this 729-nucleotide messenger RNA. The record is from the annotation of a GenBank genome assembly. Lineage: Eukaryota; Fungi; Basidiomycota; Agaricomycetes; Agaricales; Mycenaceae.